GACAUCACAGGCCUCCCCUCCUUUUUCUGCCUGCACCAUGGCUGGGAGAACAGCGACCUGAGGGGAUUUGAACCAUCUGCACCCAACCCAUGUAUGACCAAUUGAGGAAGAAAAAUCUAAAGAAAUGAGUAAUCCCACUGAAUACGACAACCCUCAGAAGGGGGAGCCGACCAGUUUACCAGCAGCACCACCCACCGCACCACCAGCAGCACCGCCGGCAGCACCCGCAGCCCCACAGACCGAGAUAAAGUUCCCAGGCAACCAAAAGGCGCUCUCUGAAAAAGACAAGACAGCCAUAAAGAUCCAGGCCUGGUGGCGGGGCACGCUGGUCCGCCGGGUGCUGCUGCACGCCGCCCUCAGAGCCUGGAUCAUCCAGUGCUGGUGGCGGAAGACGCUAUCCAGGGUCCUGGAGAAGAGGCGGCGGGCCGAUCGGGAGAGCUACUUGCGGAAGGAGUGGGCGGUGGUCAGGCUGCAGUCCUGGGCUCGCAUGUGGCAGGUGCGCCGGCGCUACUGCCGCGUGCUGGACGCCGCGCGCAUCAUCCAGGCCUACUGGAGGUGCCACUCCUGCACCUCCCGGGGCUUGAUCAAGGGCCACUACAGAGUCACAGCCAACCAGCUGCACCUGGAGCUGGAGAUUUUGCUGGGCUCAGGACCUUGCAUUGUGACCGAGUGUAUUCCCCUCCCAAUAAAGCAGUAACGUGGUCUUCCCUGCAGUCUCUCCG
Tupaia belangeri chinensis (Chinese tree shrew) is the source of this 722-nucleotide messenger RNA. RefSeq names its product IQ domain-containing protein F1. NCBI's taxonomy places the organism in Eukaryota, Metazoa, Chordata, Mammalia, Scandentia, Tupaiidae. The transcript is spliced from 3 exons. Bases 125 to 697 code for a protein of 190 amino acids. Gene Ontology annotation, molecular function: calmodulin binding. The record is from RefSeq and is a predicted model, not a curated record.